AUGUUACGACCUGUUCGAGGCCGAGACCGUGUACGACAAACUACCUAUUCUGAUGGUUUUAUUGUAUCACUGACACCUACUACUAGUAGUGGCGUAUCACUAUCUUCCUCAUCGCCGACAAGAGAUGACAAUCAGUCUGAAUCUGGCUUUUCCUCACCGUCAAUCGAUUCCCAAAAGUCGACGUUGUUUCAAAGGAUACACUAUGGUGUUGUAGGUCGUGGUAGACCUAUCAAACAAAACGUUGUACCAAAAGAUGUUGUGCCAGAAGAUCCUUAUUGGACUGUCACCAACUUGACCAAUGCACAAUUCCAUUCAAAUAUUCGACCAACAAAACCCGAUGAACUAGGAACACUUGGAAAACAAAUACAAGUCAUCGUCAACUAUUUUCCUAUACUUCAAUUUCCACAUAAAUAUCUCGUUUACAAAUAUCAUAUUCAAAUACGUAAUAAGAAAGAUUUUGAAAUUCAUCGAGAACGUCGACGAUACCCACAAAUUGAUCGGCAUAAAAUUGUCUAUGAUAACCAAUCAACAAUUCUUGUAUUCGAUCAACCAUUACCUAACAUUGAUGAAAACACUGUUGCUGAGGACAUAAAAGGACCUAAUCGUUCAAAUCGACAAGAACUUCACAAAGUGAUCGUUCGAAAAGCAGGAUGUCCAGUUGAUUUAGCUGUGAUACAGAAUACGAAGGAAAUUUUUGAUACAGAAAAUUUAACAAAUUAUACACCUGAAAGUCUUCAGAAUAUCAAACAAAUUCUAUCGAUUGUAUUACAUGAACAUUGUUCAAAUCAUGCUACUUUCAUUUACAACCGAUGUUUUUUUUCCUCGACGACAGAUGGAUCCCAUGGAGAAUGGGAUCUUGGUUUAGGCAAAGCAUUAUGGCGAGGUUUUUAUUCAUGUCUUGUUUUUGCUAAAGGAAAACAUAAACUUCUCAUGAAUCUUGACGUCAAACAUACAGUGUUUAUGAAAAAACAACCAUUUCUUGAAUUUCUUUGUGAAAUUAUGUUGCAUAGUCCAUGUGGUAAGCGAAAAUAUGCUCGUCAACGAAAUGUUUCCAAGGCUGAUGGUGAGGAUGUACUCAGAUUUCUCGACAUCAAUAACCCGACUUACAGAAACGAAAUAGAUUUUCUUCUGAAACAUUGUAAACAUCUUCGUGUUCGAUCACAAAAUGCAGAUAAACCUAUAACUUAUGAAAUAUCGCAAUUAGGAAAUUCAGCAUCAACACAAAAUUUUGAAUGGAAAACAAAUAAAAAUAAAACUGUGACAGUUGAACAAUAUCCAUCUUUACCUGUAUUACAAAUGCGUAGUGGAUCUUAUUUACCAAUGGAACUAGUCGACGUUGAACCCGUUAGAGUGAAAAAAAUUACUGAUGACCAAAGAGCUCUACUCUGUAAAUAUUCAUCAAUUGUACCUCCUGUAUAUUGUAAAUCAAUUAAGAAUAUUCGUGAAAACCCAAAACAACAAUGUUUUGAAGAAGAUCCAUUUGUUGCUGCUUGGAAUCUAAAUGUUGGUACCAAUAUGCUGACAUUACCAGCUCGGAUCUUACCUAUGCCUGAGAUAGUUUAUACUCCUCAAUAUAGAGUUACUGCUGAAGCAGUUCGAGAUCUUGGUACUUGGGAAAUGAAACCAACACAAUUUCACAAGCCUGCAACAUUUCCUUCUGUUUGGGGGUUGAUUAACUUAUCAUCAUUAAAUCAACAGGCAUGCGAAGAUUUCUAUAAUGAACUUUGUGCUGUAGCACAACACCGUGGUAUUGACUGUCAUCCACCUGAAAUUUAUGAAGAAUAUGAUUCUCAACAUCAUACAACUAAUGACGUCAUCGCCUUAUUGAAAGAUAAAACAAAUCGAAAUGCUGAUUGCAAGUUUCUUUUAGUCAUCUUAUCGAUGAAUAGUAGAAUUAGAAGUUAUAUUUAUGGUACUUUGAAGAAAAUGUGCGAGUUAGAGUUUGGUUUUGGAAUUGUUACUCAAAUGAUUCGUGAAUCAAAUGCUGUUAUAGGUACACGAAGAGAUCGAACAAAAUGGGAUUAUGCAAAAUUGAAUCAUAUUUUACUAAAAAUCAAUACCAAGUUAAAUGGAAUAAAUUAUAUUCUUAAAGUGCAUGAUGUUAUAAAUCGGUUUUUUUCGCGUGGUCAUCGUAUCAUGUAUGUUGGUGCUGACUUGAGUCAUCCUCCGUCAAGUUAUGGUUUUCAACUUUCAGUUGUAGCUGUUGUUGCGUCAGCUGAUGAUAUACCUAAUUGCUAUUUUAAAGAAGUUUAUCAACAACUACGACCAGCAGAAGCACGAGGUGAAAGUCGAGAAUAUAUUGUUAGUAUGAAAGAGAUCAUGAAAUCUUUGAUUCAACAAUAUGCACUACAUCAAGGUUAUCCACCUACAGCAAUUGUUAUUUAUCGGGAUGGUAUUUCUGAAGGUGAAUUUGAUUCUGUCUUUGAAAAAGAAUUAAUGGCAAUACGGGAAGCUUGUGUUGAUUUAUCACCAGUUUAUCGACCAUAUAUUACAUAUAUUGUUGUUAAUAAAAAACAUCAUACAAGAUUAUUUCCGAUUAACUCAGAAAAGAAUGUUGCAGCGGGUACUAUUCUCGAUUCACAUGAUAUCACUACAGCUACUACUUAUGAUUUCUAUUUGAAUAGUCAGCAUGGAGCACUGGGAACAAGUCGACCAACUCAUUAUCAUGUAUUAUAUGAUGAUAAUAAAUUACAACCAGAUGAAGUUCAAAUGUUAACUUAUGCACUUUGCUAUACAUAUGCUCGAUGUACUCGUUCAGUGUCCAUACCAGCACCAGUGAAAUAUGCUGAUUUAUUAGCUCUUCGUGCUACUUAUUAUAUAAAUAAUAAUGAUGAUUCAGACACAGAAUCAGUUGCAUCGGGGCCAUGUAUUCCGAUAAAUCAAGAUACGGAGAUAAAAAAUACAAUAAGAAGUGAACGUAUCGUUUUAAGUUCAAAAAUCGCGGCGGACUGUCCGUUCUUUUUAUAUAUAUUAAUGACAAAAAUAAUCUCAAAAUUUGAGCAUCUUCCUAAUGAACUAUUACUUGAUAUAUUGGCAUAUUGUCGUCCACGAGAUUUAUUUAUAUCAUUAUUUAAUCUUAAUCAACGUUUAAAUACACUUAUAUAUAGUCAAUCAGUUAAUAUUGAUUUAGGUAAUGCAUUACCGAAAUAUUUACUUGAUGUUUAUUAUAAAUCCGUUUUAUAUAAUGCACGUGAACAAAUAUAUUGUUUACGAUUAUCAGAUACAUAUGGACGCAUGAAUCGUUUUGUCAUAAAUGCUAAACAAUUAGACAUUGAUUUUGAAAUACGAAAGAGUAUACUUAAUCGAGUUAAAUAUUUAAUUUUAUGGGAUCCAGUUAUGACAAGUCUUUAUGAAAUUUUAAAUUAUGUAAAUAAUCUUGAAUAUUUUCAUGUUACAUCAAUAGGAACAGCACGACAAACACCGAAUUUUUCUGAGAGAUUACUUAAAAGACUAUUUGAAAUGAAAACAUUAAAACGACUUUAUUUAGCAUUACAUGAUUCUAUUAUAUUCAAUACUGAUAUCGAUAUAAAUACAUCCCUUGUUCAUUUAACAUUAAAUGGAUGUUAUAUGCAACAUUUAGCACCAUUACUUCGUCGAUUACCUAACAUUCGAAAACUUAAUAUCAUGUGUUACAAUCGGCCAAAUCUUUUUUCUAUAAAUCCAGAAAAUUUUGAUUAUAGUCUAUAUGAUGGACUUGCUGAUUGUGUACCAUAUUUAACACAUUUAAUAUUGCAUGUUACUCAUACUCCAUUUUUCGAAAUAAAGGCUCUUCUCCAACAAUUAUCCAAACUUAUAAAAUUAUCAUUUUCAUCACUUCUUAUCGAAGAAUAUUCAAAUGGUUUGAAUUGGGAAAAUAUUAUUACAAAAUAUUUACCAAAUUUACAAAAGUUUAGUUUAUUUAUUAAUGAAGCACAAAUUCCAACACGUACGCAAGUUGAUCUUAUUAAAAUGAUACAAUCGUUUUCUAGUCCUUUUUGGCAUCGAUGGCCAGUUGUUAUUGAAUAUUAUAUUGAUUCAAUAUCAAAAAAACAUCUCAUGUUGUAUACAUUACCCAGUCAAAAGGAUAGUAUACGAACAUAUUUAUAUGGAGUACAAACACAAACAGCAAGAGAAAUAUUUGAUGAUGAUCAUUUAAACUGUAAUAAAGUAGUAAAAAACUUAGAUUAUAAAAAGGUGUAUGAACUUCAUUUUACUCUUCAUUCAAAUCCGCCAUCAAAUGUUCUUUUACCAAAUCGUAUUUACACAAAUCUCAAAUCACUAUCGUUUUCAUCAGAACUAACUGAUCCAGGAUCCUAUGAUGCAGAUAUAAUAUUAAAUGAUUUAAAAGAAAUAUUUUCAACGUCUGUACUUGCAAAUAUAAAACGUAUUUAUUUAUACAAUCGAAUUUAUCCAAUAAAUUUUCUUUCAAGAUUAUUAAAUCUAUUACCAAAUGUACAAAGUCUUCGAAUAGAUGCAUCUUUAUUUAAUAUUUCAACAGUUUUUACUCGUAUUACAAGUUUAACAGUCGAUUUGAAUUCGAAUGUUAUAUGUAAAACAACAGAUAUUCUUCGUCAAAUGGGUACUUUUCUACCUAAUAUACGCUAUCUUUAUCUUGAAUUAAAAAAUGCUCAAGACAUCUACAUUCUUCUUGUAUAUUGUCUUCGAAAACUUGAACAUCUAUUAGAUAUUCAUAUAACACUUCACGAACCAAAUGUGCGUAUUGAUCAACAAGCGUUUAUAUCAUGGUUUAAUGACUAUAAAUUAUUAAAUGGAUUAAAUAAUAAAGUCCAAGUUGAAUUUGGAGGUGAAGAUAAUCGUUUACAUAUUUCAUUGUGA
This is a messenger RNA of Rotaria sp. Silwood2, 4815 nucleotides long. The record is from the annotation of a GenBank genome assembly. Lineage: Eukaryota; Metazoa; Rotifera; Eurotatoria; Philodinida; Philodinidae.